Messenger RNA from Gadus macrocephalus (Pacific cod), 1868 nucleotides. RefSeq names its product elongator acetyltransferase complex subunit 4 (gene elp4). Bases 38 to 1240 code for a protein of 400 amino acids. Gene Ontology annotation, cellular component: elongator holoenzyme complex; transcription elongation factor complex; cytoplasm. Gene Ontology annotation, biological process: tRNA wobble uridine modification. The transcript has 10 exons. The record is from RefSeq and is a predicted model, not a curated record. Lineage: Eukaryota; Metazoa; Chordata; Actinopteri; Gadiformes; Gadidae.
UCCAAAACAUCAACACGCGUCAUCGGGCAGCAACAGCAUGGCAGCUCCCAUGAAGAGUAUGGGCUCGUCAUUUAAUGCUACUAGUUUUCAGAAGAAAACUAGAAGUAAAUUAAUUUCGAUACCAGGCACAAGACCCUCAGUUCAGAAUGGACAGCUUAUAGUUUCGACUGGUGUUACGUCCCUCGACUAUUUGAUAGGUGGGGGCCUAGCAGUGGGGACAGUGCUGCUAAUAGAGGAGGACCGAUACAACAGCUACUCUCAGAUGGUUUUGAAGUACUUCAUGGCGGAGGGAGUACUAUGUGGACAUGAACUCUUCUUGGCGUCGGCUCAAGACCAUCCAGAUGACAUCCUCACGGAACUCCCUGCUCCCAUCUUGGAUGACAUCGCCAGCCACAGUCCAAUGGAGGGACGCAUGCAGCUAGGUGGGCCGCACGCUAGUCAGGACGCUAUGAAAAUAGCAUGGCGAUACCAGAAUCUACCAAAAGUACAGACCGCGCUGGCGUCCUCGUCCCGAUUCGGACACUAUUACGACGUCUCAAAGAAGAUGGAGCCAGAAAUCCGGCAGGCAGCCAACUGCCACGCGUUCUACCUUCCGGAACAUUCUGCGGAGUCGUCAGCCCCGCACAGUCCGCUGCUUGAGUCCUACUCUGCACUGCUCAGGUCCAUUCAGGAGGUCAUACGCAAGGGAGGGUUCGAUGGAGCCGCACCCCCGGCAAAGUCCCGGAACGUCUUGCGCAUCGGGCUCCCGUCCCUGGGUUCCCCCCUGUGGGGUGACGACCUGUGUUGCCGCGACAACCCCGCCCACGGCCACGCCCUCACCACCUUUCUCUACGGACUGCGGGCCGUGCUGAGGUCAUCGCUCUCCGUGGCGGUGCUGACCAUUCCCUCACACCUGAUCCAGAACCGGGCCGUAAUGGGCAACAUCACCAGGCUGUGUGACAACGCUAUAGCCCUGGAGUCGUUCAAGGGCUCCGACAGAGAGACCAACCCGCUCUACAAAGAUUACCAUGGGUUGCUCCACGUGCGCCAGAUGCCCCGCCUCAACUGCCUGCUCACCGAACUCCCAGACCACAAGGACCUGGCCUUCAAACUCAAGAGGAAGCAGUUCACCAUCGAGAGGCUACAUCUGCCUCCCGACCUGUCAGAGACCGUGAGCCGGGUGAGCAGGGGGGAGCUGGCAGGGGCGGCUGCCACGGGCACAUCGUGUGGAUCUUCCGGCAACAAACACCUGGACUUCUAGAAGCGCGCACGCACGCACACACACACACACACACACACACGCACACGCACGCACACACACACACACACACACACACACACACACACACACACACACACACACACACACACACACACACACACACACACACACACACACACACACACACACACACACACACACACACACGCGCGCACGCGCGCAGACCAUCACUCUCACCGAGGGGGCCUGGAAAGCCGGGACAGUGGAGUGAUGUCCUCUUUGUUGCCCGGACCAGGUUGUUUCCUCACCCACACGCUGUCAGCGGUAAUAACCCCGCCAGUCGCUUCCCGACCUUCAACGUGCGCCCCGGCUUUAGCACAGGAUAAAUGUAAAGGACUGCGACGUUCCGCCGCUGCUCAGCGUACAAUACAUCACAGGUGGUUAGGGGGACAUCCCUGCGCUCAGCGUUGACUGAUGAGGAGACUGAGGCGUGCUAUUUGUGUGGGCUUACUGGCGUCGGUAAUUGACGUUUGUUUUGCUCCUUCUACGGCGGUGGUCGUGUGUCAAUGACGCUCUGCUAAAUCGUGUCAAACUCCCCCGAGUCUCACAAAAUGCUUCAAUGUUUACCGUUCUUGUGUUUAAUAAAACAAAUAUGUAAGAGUAAUAA